AUGUCUUCAAGACAAUCUACAUGUAACGCCAGAUGGAUUGAAAGUUUUAUCAGUGAAAAAAUCGAUGACAACGAUAAUAGGGAAGCAUCAAUCAUACAGUUAGAGCAAACACUACACGAUGGCGUAGUUCUAGCUAAAUUGGCACGUAGAAUUCAACCUUCCUCCAUUACCAGUAUUAUAUCAGGCGAUGCCAAAUUCAAAUUUUUACGCUCCAACAAUAUCAAUGCAUUUUUGUCUGUUAUCAGCAAGUUGAAUAUGCCCAAAGUUAUUAUUGUAUUCAUGCUCUCCCAUUUAUUGCAUUCAAAUCAAAUCGCGCCACAGAUUAAAAACUUACACGGCGAAUUUAAUUUUUCAGAAGACAUUUUGAUAGCAACGCAAAGAAAUUUGGAGAAAUCAGGUGUACCUAUGCCCAACUUUAAUAAUCUUGUGUGCAUCUUACAAAACGAAUUGGAUGGUGGUAAAAAGAAAACCUUUCUUUUUCGACCCAUCGAAGAACCACUAAUAGACGAUGAAGAUUUGAUGCCAAAAAUGAGACAAAUUAGAAGACAUACACCUGAUUUAAUAGUGGCUGAUUUAUAUGAUUCGGACACAGAGUCAAAAACAUCCGCAAGUGAUGAUCAUGAUACCUCUUCGGGUAUUACAACAAUGCAAAGGUUACAAUUUUUAGAUGCUUCUGGUGAUUCUUCAAUCAGUAGCUCCGCCUCCGAAAUAGAGUAUUAUGACGAUUCAGACGAACUCGACUCCGAAGAUGAAGACUCGAUUGCAGCACGAGCAACGGCCCUCGAGCAACACUUUACUGCUCCAGAAAACAACAAAGUACUUGUUUCAGCACAAGGCUGCAUCCGAACAUUUAUGGCUCGAAAUAAAUUAGAAAAGAUUAAAGAGCAGUACCGUUAUCAGUCUUUCCAGUCAACUAUACAAAAAAUGCAAGCUCGUAUCCUUUUUGCUUGCCCUGAUGAUUGGGUAACUGCAUUACAGGCUAUGAUUCGUCGACACCUUGCAAUAAAAAAAAUGGACGGCAUGCAUCAAUUCCAGUUGGUGGAAAAUCAACGCAUAGAAAAUUUGAGAAUUGAAGGCAAAUCCAGUGCACAGUACCAUGAAAGUGCUUAUCAAAAAUUGAAAUCGGAUAAAAACCCUUCCAUUGGAGUUGUUAAGAGUGUCCUUCACAUGCUGAGCAACAACGAUGUAGAUUUUAACGAGGAUUUAAUCAUAGAAGAUCUCCGACAGAAGGUUAUUGAAUCAAUUAGAGAAAAUAAUCAUUUGGAUAGUCAAGUGAGCAUGAUUGAUAUUCAAAUCGCAUUGCUCUUGAAAAAUGUCGUAACAUUGGAUGAAGUAGUUAAACUCAGUAAUGCAUUUUUCAAUCCCAACAGAAGAAAGCAACAGCAACAGAGAUUUUCUCAACUGAUGUCAUCGAACCCUUCCAAUAGUCCUUAUGAUUUGCGUGGUGUAGACAAAGGAAAUCGUGACAAAUUAGAAUUGUACCAACAGCUCGUAUUUCUGCUGCAAACAGAACCUGUAUAUCUGGCAAGAUUAAUGUCGAUCACAGGUGGUCAAGUUUAUGGUGAAAAGAAAGGUCAGCGCAAAAUUGAUGCUACGGUGUUAGCCCUGUUCGGUUAUGGUACCAACGCCCGCGAAGAAUGUCUAUUAAUCAACUUGUGCAGAGCAUGUAUUGUACAAGAAAUGAAGCGCGUCAAAGACCCUCAAGAAUUUAUGCGUGGAAACUAUACAUUUAUGAAACUGGUCGUUCAAGUGAAUCGUGGUGCCAAGGAAAGACAGUUUUUCACAUCCCUUUUUGAGGCGUUAAUCAAAAAAGUGAUUGAAAAUAAUGAGUUGGAUUUGGAGACAAACCCAGUUGUUAUUUAUCAGAAAUUUGUCGGUCAAGAAGAAUCUCGCACGGGCAAUCCUUCGGACAAACCUUUUCAUAUUAAUCACUCUCAAGCAUUGCAAGUACCCGAGGACUUUCUAAGUGCUAUCAUUAAAACAGUAGAUUCAAUGCCCUAUGGUAUGCGUGUUAUUGCAAGAGAGCUUCGACUUGUGAUGGAGGAAAAUUUCCCGGAUGAAGCCUCAGAAGAGAUCAUUAAAUUCUGGGAAAUUUUUCCCGCUAUCACUGCCCCUGAGCAAUAUGUUUCUCUUAAUCACGAAGUAUCUUCAGUCCAAAGAAAAAAUUUGGCAGAGGUGUCCAAAAUGCUGCAACAAAUCUCCAUCGGCAAAGACUUUGACACGCGCAAUGUUGAACUGAGUGCUUUAAACAGUUACAUAAGGUCAUCCAAUCAAAGAUUUACCCAAUGGUUUAUGGAUCGUAAUUAUGAUGUGGAAGAACCUGAGCAGCAUUUUGGCUUGGAUCAACUAUCGGAUUAUAAAACACAAAAGCCAACCAUAUACGUGCAUCCUACUGAACUUUAUCAUAUUCAUCAGCUUUUGGAAGAAAAUAUAGAUUCAUUGGAACGCCAAAAAACUGGUAUUCUUCAUAAUAUUUUAGGCGACUUGGGGGAGGCUCCUGUCGAUGUCAACAUGAGCGUUCCUUUACAUGUUCUUCGACUUGAACUGAGUGAUCGUAGAGAUGGUAUCCCAAAUGAAGCAGUACAAUCCGGACCAUCACUAGAAGCUAUCUUUGAAGAUCCUGUUACAGAUGAACAUGAAUCUAUUUGGGAGAUCGUGCGUGAGCAACAAUUCCCCUCUGAAGGUACUGAAAAGGAAAUUGAAAUGGCUAUUCGUGAAAGAAACUUUAAAUUCGGUUAUCAAAAUGCUGCUAUGGAUGUGAAAAGUCUAAGCUUUGCAAAAUUAAAAUCAUUUGCAAGUAAGUUACACGCUUAUUUGUUGCAACACAGUGUUAUUCCACCUAGUCCCGGAUACCAAAGCAUCAUCAAUAUGAUUGCUGUUGAUAUCACAAAGAAAGGAGAACGAAGAAAGUUACGUAAUGCUGAAAUCAAGAAAUUGCAAAACAUAUUGCUGCAUUUAGAUGAAAAACGACAGUUUUUGAUUGGUCAAGCUAACAGCUAUAAGAAGUAUUUGGAUGGGUGUAUGAAUAACAUGGCUGAACGUAGAGGAAAGAAACAGAAAUUCGUCUUUCCAUUUACCAAACAGUAUUUCCAUAUGAAGUACUUGAAAAGUCAUGGACUUGUUCCCAAAUUUGGAUCCUUCAAGUAUUCUGCAAAAACUUUAUAUGAUCGUGGUAUCAUUCUAGAUCUAUCUGGUGUUUCUAAGAAGUUGUAUGCUCGCAUUACUUUAAUUUUAUCGAUGGAUCGUGCCGGCAUCAUUACCUUUGAAGGGUAUUUUCCUCUUAUGAAUACGCAAGAAUUACGUGUUGAUGUACAAUAUGAAGAACUUUUGCAGACGCAGUACGAAUGUGUCCAGACAAUGAAAGUGCUGGAUGGCAUGGCUACUGUUAACGUUAAUCUUCUCAUUUAUUUGAUCAACAAAAGUAAGUUAUUGUAACAUAUAUCUAAUGGAAUUCUCUUACAGAUUUUAUCAUACGGCAUAAAAACUUUGUGUAUACCCUCUCAUAUUUUUUUUUUUUUUUUUUUGAUUAGAUAUUGUACCAUCGUUUUAUCUUUAUCAAUAGACAAUAGAUCUUCCAUAAAUAGAUAGAUACAAACAUGGCUUCUUAAGGUAAGUCUAAGCUAGCAUUACACAGGUAUGAUAUUUUAUACAAAUGAUUACAGCAUACUUCACAAAAGAAAUUCUAUCAACAUUUGAAUUCCACGAUGUUUUUCUCUUACAGAAUCGAGCUAGCCAACCU
Messenger RNA from Mucor mucedo, 3739 nucleotides. RefSeq lists its product as uncharacterized. Bases 1 to 3435 code for a protein of 1144 amino acids. The record is from RefSeq and is a predicted model, not a curated record. Lineage: Eukaryota; Fungi; Mucoromycota; Mucoromycetes; Mucorales; Mucoraceae. Gene Ontology annotation, molecular function: calmodulin binding; actin filament binding; GTPase activator activity. The transcript is spliced from 15 exons. Gene Ontology annotation, cellular component: cytoplasm. Gene Ontology annotation, biological process: regulation of GTPase activity; regulation of actin cytoskeleton organization.